Exaiptasia diaphana is the source of this 984-nucleotide messenger RNA. RefSeq names its product QRFP-like peptide receptor. The record is from RefSeq and is a predicted model, not a curated record. Gene Ontology annotation, molecular function: G protein-coupled receptor activity; peptide binding. NCBI's taxonomy places the organism in Eukaryota, Metazoa, Cnidaria, Anthozoa, Actiniaria, Aiptasiidae. Bases 1 to 984 code for a protein of 327 amino acids. Gene Ontology annotation, biological process: G protein-coupled receptor signaling pathway. The transcript has a single exon. Gene Ontology annotation, cellular component: membrane.
AUGGACAUCAACAACACCGGCAGUUCGACUUUAAACGCUUCGUCGACGUACGUAUUCGCCCCGGUGAACUACACCGUCAAAGUCGUUAUUGCAUGUUCAUAUGCAACUGCUGCGGUGUUUGGACUAAUAGCGAACUUGUUGAUCUUUUAUUUUACGCAAAGAAAGCCAUCCAAGAAAACGGCAUUCAACCGCAGCUUCUUGAUMGAUCGUUUCAUUCAAAGUCUAUCUCUCUCUGACAUCUUGAGUUCUUCGGUUAGUGUGCCUGUGUUUACAACUGAGAUGUUCGUGGAUUUUAUCAAGACUGACUUAGCUUGUAAAGUCGUUAGAUUCAACAAUAUGUAUUUUCUGAUAGCCACAGUAAUGAAUUACUUAGUAAUAGGCGUUGAACGAUACUUUGCUGUGUUUCAUCCACUUCGUCUACCAAGUGUUAAGACAGGAARGCGUUUAGUGUUAGCGGCGUGGAUGUUAGCGGCAGUUUUUGAUAUGCUAGCACAAGUCUCGUACAAUCUCGUGCGCUUUGAUAUAGAUGAUGACARGUAUACUCUAACUUGUAAGUACAACAACUCAACCAAACUCUAUCGUUCUUUCUUUUUAAGCUUUACCGUGUUAGUUUUCGUUAUUCCUUGYAUUUUUCUCGCAUUUGUGAGCAUCAGGAUUUUGAAGUUUUUGCGCAGAACACGACGCACUGCAGCAGACAAGAAUCCACGAGUUGCCCGUGCAAACCUACGAAGGCAUAAAACCACACACAUGUUUGUGUCACUCAUAUUUGCUUUCAUAAUACCUUACUUAGUUUAUUUUUUGUAUAGCGGUGGAGCCAUGAUUUUUAAGCUGAAAGUCUCUUUCACGCAGGAUUACAUUACUCGUUAUGUAACUUCUUAUCUAGGGUGUGYAAAUGGCGCGAUCGGUGCUUCUAUUUUAUUCUAUAACUCAAGAUAUCACCGAAGAAAGCUGCUGGCAAUGUUUCGCAGAGUUCUGCCAGCAUGA